Sclerotinia trifoliorum is the source of this 1931-nucleotide messenger RNA. The record is from the annotation of a GenBank genome assembly. Lineage: Eukaryota; Fungi; Ascomycota; Leotiomycetes; Helotiales; Sclerotiniaceae.
AACGUUUAAGCUUCAACACCGUCAUGAAAGAACCCCAAGAAUCACAACGCAUUCUUCAAAUUGUACAUACGUGCAUGAAUCAAAUUCUCACUCAAUUUCUAUCGCAAGGCGGAAUCAAAACCAUCAACAGUACAUAACAUAGGUAUGCCCGGGCGGCUGAUCGAGGCUAAUAUUGGUGAUCACGCUUGCCAGCCUUGUUGAACCUCCUCAAAGCGAGGCUGAGAUUCCUGCAUCUCGAACUUCUGCUAUUUUUCACUUCUCGAUUGCCAGCAUUAUGAAUUUGUCACUGACUGAUCCCUUCGUUCUCGCACAAGAUUAUCCCGAAUCAUCUACACUCACUCUCCGUAGCGGCCAUGCUUCGUGCGUGCGCUUUAAUCGAAAAGGCGAUUUCCUUGCCGCAGGGCGUACCGAUGGCACCGUCGUGAUUUUUGAUGUCGAAACCAACGGUAUAGCGCGAAAGCUGAAAGGGCACACCCGACAAGUGCAAUCAUUGAGUUGGUCGCGCGAUGGCAGAUUCUUACUUACAUCAAGUCAGGACUGGACGUGCAAUAUCUGGGAUUUGAUGGAUGGGACUAUUGUAAGGACUGUACGAUUCGAAGCACCGGUAUAUUUGGCAGAAUUUCAUCCUUGGACACAGUGAGUCAAAUAAUAUGGGUUGAUCUUUACCCUCGCAAUGGAGACUGAUCAUUUUUGCGCCUUCUAGUCUUAAGAUAUUGGUCUCAUUAUUUGAAGAUCCGCCGUUACUGGUAGAUCUGACAAACCUAGAAGUGGUAAAAUAUAUCCUACCUUCUACGAUCAAAAAACGAACCGUCUACGGAGAAGACGAAUCAAAACCCAUCGCACCACAAACUACUACAGUCGCUAUUUUCACCGCAUCUGGAGACCAUAUACUUUCGGGUACUAAUAAGGGAUGGCUAAAUAUAAUAGAGGUGGCUAGUAGGACAGUGAUCUACUCCACGAAAUUAUGCACAGGGGUGUUACUUUAUAUGCGACUUACGACUUCUGGGCGGGACGUAGUGGUUAAUGCCCAAGACAGGAUUAUUCGGACGAUACAAAUACCGAAUUUAUCAGCAGAGGAUCUGGACCCCGAUACGAUAGAUAUCGAGGUCGAGCACAAAUUUCAAGACGUGGUAAACAGGCUGAGUUGGAACCAUGUGGCAUUUAGUGCGACAGGGGAAUAUGUGACGGCUUCGACUUUCAACAAUCACGAUAUUUACAUCUGGGAAAGAAACCACGGAAGUCUGGUGAAGAUUUUGGAGGGACCCAAGGAAGAGCAUGGAGUAGUUGAAUGGCAUCCACACAAGCCUAUGAUAGCGGCAUGUGGUUUGGAGUCUGGAAGAAUACAUAUUUGGUCGAUCGUUCCGCAGCAGAGAUGGUCGGCCCUGGCACCUGAUUUUGCGGAGGUCGAGGAGAAUGUUGAGUACAUUGAGAGGGAGGACGAAUUCGACAUUCAUCCACAGGAAGAGAUCCACAAAAGAAGAUUGGAUGCUGAGGACGAUGAUAUAGAUGUCUUAACGGUUGAGCCAGUCAAGGGGGAUGUUGUCGACGAAGAUAAUGCGUUCAGGAUGCCAGUACAACUCGAUGGUGACGACACCGAGAGCGAAGAAGAGUUUGUAGCUGUUGGAAGGGGUGAAAUGAGAAGGAAGAGUCCAUCGGAUGGACGUAAUUACCAGCUUGAUUCAGAAGCAAUCGGAAGUGCGGACGAACAGCCUAGAAGGAAGAAAGGCAGAAGACGUUGAUUCGUCUUAUCCUUCUACUUUUGUUGGCAAAUGGCGUUUUUAGGAAAAGUAGGUGGAAGGAUGUGGUUUGGAGCGUUGGUGGGGUACCUCGAACUGACUUGCAUAUCAUAUGCAGCUGCACAUACAUACAGCCAAUUAAUAGCUUACACAUUAGGAGAAAAUAAUAAUCUAGCAACAAGUUCAUCCAGCACU